Molecule: messenger RNA, 2763 nt
Organism: Guillardia theta CCMP2712
Lineage: Eukaryota; Cryptophyceae; Pyrenomonadales; Geminigeraceae
Exons: 12
Coding region: 1-2763 (920 amino acids)
Biological process (GO): potassium ion transport
Cellular component (GO): plasma membrane
Molecular function (GO): calmodulin binding; small conductance calcium-activated potassium channel activity
Source: RefSeq, a predicted model, not a curated record
AUGAUUCGCAUUGCGACGAUCUUAGCAUACAACAUGACUGGAGACAAGCAUUCAAUGCCGAGACUUUCAAUCAGAAAAUCUCUGAGGAAGAUGAGCGGGAAGUCGGUGGAGGAUGUAGUGAAGCAAGUGCAACGAAUGCGCAGGAGAGUGAAGGGCGACGGACUAUCUCAAUCAGAUCAGGUCGACAGAAAGUCAAUAAGGGAAUUGCAAGUCAAGAUUUAUAAACGGCAGCGUAUUCUUGCAAUCUUGGCGUCAUUAAGCCUCUUGGGUGGAAUCAUGGUCAAUGAGAUCUGUGCUGCUCCAGAUUAUUCGGAUCAUUUGCCAAAUGCUGCCGAGCAGGCUUGGUUAGACAGUGCGAGUAGACCAGCAAGGCGAUGUAAUAACAGUCUUGCUCACAUCAUCAAAUUCUCGGAGACGAUAAUCACGUUGGUCAUUUACGCAAUAAUCUUCAACAAUUUUGCAUUGGAAGCACAAGUCUUGGGGGUAAGAAAAAGCAUAGAAAAUAGGAUGUCCAACAUCUCGCACAUAGAAGGAAACAAUCAGCGACGAUACCGCUUCAAGUGGACCUCGAUUGCAUUCCUGAUAGUCCAACUGUUCAUCAACCUGUUUCACACAUUUCCGUUUGUGUAUUUAGACAUUCGGAUGGAAAUCCUUGGGACCAAGCUCUACUAUCGAUUGGAGUCAAUCAUGUGUGCUUUGAUGUUUCUGAGAUUGUACCAUAUUUGGAACUGGCUAGAGAACGCGACCUACCUGCGAUACUUCGACCUUGAGGAUUCUUACAUGGUUGGUGAUCAUGCAACCAUCGUAAUGUCACAAGAAAGUGCAACGUCUCAUAGGACUCUGGCUUUCAAAGUUGCCAUGACUCGGAAUCCGGGAUCCAUCGUGCUCUUCGUCAUGUUUCUGCUACUUGGAAGCAUGUCAUACAUCAUGAGGAUAGCUGAAGGACCGGCAUACAUGCCGCACAGCAUAUAUAUCUGGGAUCAGAUGUGGGUGAUUUUGACACAGGCGACCACAGGGUACAGUUCAUCUGUUCCGAAGACUCACAUCGGAAGGAUGGCUGCGGUGGUUGUCAUGUUGUGGAUGCCCCUUAUCAUCGCUUUCAUCACUGCGAGUACCACCAAGAAGCUCAAUCUCAAUGCCGAUGAAGAGAAAAUGAUGGUCUCGAUCGACAACAACAGAUUGAAGAUGGCCGCCAUGAGUUGUGCUGCAAGAGUUAUUCAAUUCUGGUGGAGAAACCUCACUGGGGUUUACCGUUCGAACAAAAGGAAAUCGAAUCCAACGUAUAAAGAGCUGAAGCGGCUGGACCUGCUGCGGAAACUGUACAAGGCUGGCGACAAUCUGAGAAGAUUUUACCUCACGCACAAAAAUGCUGUGAGGGAGGAUCAUGCAGGGCUGGGGGAUCUGAUUGGAAGGCCAACCAAGACAAAGUCCUCUCUACCUGCCGCGAAUCCGAAUCGACUGUCAGAAAUGAAACUCCCUUCGAGACAGACUUCGGGUUCCACCGCAAACUUCUCGAGCUCUCAAUAUUCUCUUGAUGACUUGGUGGAUGAGAUAAGAAGUCUCAAAGACAAGCAUUCAAGGCUCGAGGCGCUUGUCUUGGAGGUCCUAGGGAACUCAGAGAGGAACGCAGCAGAGCCUGAGAUUCAACCUUCGCAGAGCAGAAGGAGUUCGUACAUGAGCAAAGAGUCGAAAGAUGAACUCCUCGAGUUCGCUAGAAAGGGCUCCUUCUCCUACAAACAGAACUUUCCAAUGACGUCCAGCCAGCUAUCCAACGAUUCGAAUCCUGAAAUGGUCAACGAGGUCUUCAAGCUGCCAGCUCGCAGGAUGUCGGAGCCCAGGGUCCCAGGUCCAGAGUUCCCGUCGAUGUCACCCAGGCUCUUCUCAGCCAGCGAAUCGGAGGAGGAGGAGGAGAUCCGCCUCUCGAAGAUGCUGCCCCCCAGGCAGCCACGGAGAUCUAGCGAUGCAGACGUGCGCAGCACGGCAACGAGUGUGGGAAAGGCAACCUCCGUCGAUCUCAGAAUGCUGGAGCCCUUGUCUCCGGGAAGGUUUAACAAGGCAGAGUUUCCCUCCAGGAGUGAGAGGUCCGACGCAGAUCGCCUAUCCCCGAGCAGGGACAACCGAAUGAGCAUCCGAAACAAGCCUGUUUCGAGGACACGAUCGAGAUCCAGCUCUCCUAACAGGAGAGAGUCUGGAGGGAGGAACCCGCCGUCCCUCCUUCCCAUCGAGACGAACGACGUCGAUGAUGUGGAGAGCGAGAUACUGUUUACACGAGCAAGAACCUUGAACACCAUGAACGGCAACCACUCCUCUGCCAAGAUCAUGACGACCAAAGCAACGCCCAUGACCAUGACGCCGAGGCUGGUGGCCGCCCAGAAGCGAGCCAUGGAGAAGAUGCAGGGGAGCUCGCAGGAACAAAGCAGUCAACGGAUUUCCUACAGGUCGAUCUCGGCAGCUCCCGCCGACGUUUCAAGAACCACCAGCUACAUGCCCAGCUACAGAGAGCCGACUCCUCGCACUGCCAACCUCUCGGCCUCCAGUCCUCGUCGAUCACAGUCCACAGAAGAUCCAGGGGACGAUGUGUCUGCCAAGGUCAUGUGGAUGAGAACACAGAUGUCAGCUCCCGGGCCUGGUUCUCAAAGGACUGACUCUCUUCCAAUCACCUACCAGUCCUCAUACACCUCCACCCGUUCGCUUGCAGAAUCGCUCUUACAACGGAAUCAUCACAUCCUCGGCCACAACGGCAGGGCCGGUCACAACCUGUAA